Messenger RNA from Diabrotica balteata, 1244 nucleotides. The record is from the annotation of a GenBank genome assembly. NCBI's taxonomy places the organism in Eukaryota, Metazoa, Arthropoda, Insecta, Coleoptera, Chrysomelidae.
AUUAUAGUAAACAGUCAAGUGCAUGCGGGCUAGUGCAUAGAUUGUGUAUGUGUUUCAACGGCACUUUAUGGCCUAUAAUUUUCGAGAAAAAAUUUCCAACAUAUUUUUACAUUCUCUGACAAAAAUUAAAUAAUAAAAUAAAAAACAAAUAUUUAAUUUUAUCUGUGUAUAAAUUUGGUCUGUAUUAAGGUGGUGCAAUUGACAUAUUUAUAUUAAAACUCAGUCAAUAUACUUGCUUAUUUUUCUACGGAGCACAACUUUUUUCUUCGAUUUUAAAAAGUCAAGAGCUCACAGAAUAAAAAGUAAUUUUAUAAGUUAGGAUAAUUUGCUUUCUUUGUAAAAAUAUUCUAUCUGCAUGGUUUUAUCGAACAGGUUUGAAAACUAUAAAUAGAUACAAAUUCAAUAAUUAUUCGCUUGGCGCAGAUAAAAAGUUUACGUAAGCAAUCUAAUGCGUAUUGCUCGAUAGAUUUGAAUCUUAAAAGAUAAUAUCUGGCAGAUUUUGGCUGGUAAUAAAAAAUACUAAAAUGGGUGCAAUGGUACUACCGAAACUUUAUUCCAAUAUUAACAUAUCGAAAGUAACGUCUAAGAAGUUAAUCGAAAAAUACGGACAUCUAAUAAAAUGGAGGAAGAAUGAAUCAAUAUUAGAAUUUGGCAUUGGGGAUGGCAGCAACUCUGAAAAUACCAUAAGGCCGAUACUUCCUAAGGAUUACAAAGAGUAUAUUGCAUCCGAUUUGUCAGUUUCUAUGUUGAGUCAUGUAAAAGAAAAUUAUUCGAUACCAAAAAGCCAAUUUAGAAAUUUCGAUAUUAGUGAUGAACCUCCCGAGGACUUCAAGGAUCGUUUUGAUCAUAUUUUUAGUUUGUUUACAUUACACAUGGUACCAAAUCCAAGUUUGGUUUUUAAAAAUAAUUUCACCAUGCUGAAAGAAGGAGGACAGAUGUUUCAUAUCUUUUUCGAAGAGAUGCCUUCUGAUCCAGUUUUCGAGUUGCUGCAUAAACAUCCAAAAUGGGGCAAAUACCGACAAAAUAGGAUGUUAUCCCCUUAUUUUAAGUUACCUAAUAGGCGACAGUUAUAUAAUAAUGACAUAAAAAAAGCAGGUUUUAAUGAUUAUGUAUUUGCGGUGGAAACAGAUAUGGCUUUCAUUUACGAAAACGAGCAAACUUUAACAGAUUUAGCCAUACGGCUCGCACUCCCUCUAAGGGGAAAAUUCACUCUUCCCAGAUACCUACGGUAUCAAAAGGAUUGA